This is a messenger RNA of Vicia villosa (hairy vetch), 685 nucleotides long. Its product is annotated as protein GLUTAMINE DUMPER 5-like. Gene Ontology annotation, biological process: regulation of amino acid export. The transcript has a single exon. The coding region runs from base 1 to 294 and encodes 97 amino acids. Lineage: Eukaryota; Viridiplantae; Streptophyta; Magnoliopsida; Fabales; Fabaceae. The record is from RefSeq and is a predicted model, not a curated record.
AUGGAUGUAGCUGCUGGUGGCGGUUUCAAAACCGUUGCUUCUCCUAUUCCUUACAUCUUUGGUAGCAUAGUUCUCAUGCUUGCAAUUGUAACAUUUGCAUUAGUUAUUCUUUCUUGUUCUUGUCAAGAAAAUUCAUCAUCUACGACUUUAACAAAUGAAGAUAAAUCUAUGAAGAAUGUGGAAAUGGUGGUGGAUUUAGAGCCUAAGAUUGUUGUCAUUAUGGCUGGAGAUAGUAACCCUACUUACAUGGCUAAACCUGUUUCAUCAACAUAUCAUACUGAAGAAAUGGUUUAAAACUAUGAUAAUUUCAUAUUCAAAUCAUCAGAACAAUAAUGGAGAGAAAUUAGAGAACAAAGAAGGGUUAAUAGUGAUUUAUUCCCUCAUAAUAUAUCUGUAUUUUGAUUUAUCCCCUUUAAAAUAAAUUUUAAAUACCCCUAUAAUUUUGGGGUACCCCUAAGCGUGUAAAAACUAAGGUGGAAAAUAAAAAAAAAUAUUUGACAGGAGCAGUGGCGGAGCCAGAAAUUUUAGACAGCCUGGGCAAAAAUUUUACACCAUUUGUUAUGCAUCUGUUUUAAUUUUCAUACCUUAUUUUUACUAAUUUUGCCCCUAAUUUUAUCCCUGAUUUUAUCUAAAAAUCGACUAUUACAUUGGAGUACAAAGAAAAUAGGGGUUGAGCCCGGGCGCC